CACAACUCGCUCGCUCGCUCGCUGACAUGCAUAAACACGUUGCAGUGGAGUCUGCUUGAACGUGUUCUGUCCGUCAAGUGUCAACGGCGCGCCCAACAAGCAGAACAAGCAAGCAAGCAAGCAAGCAAACAAGAUGGAACGUGCUGCGGCGUUUGUCAGUGCAAGCGUGCAACAAGCAAGCAAGCAAGCAAGCGGGCUCAUUUUUCGCCUUGUAACAAAGCCAACAAGCCACGACAGCAGUGCAGCAGUCGCAGUUGAUAUCGAGCUUGUUUGCACUGAGGCGGGUUCAGCAAGACACAAGCCAUGGCCGAGGAAGAGGGCGAGUCGCCCACGAUGAUUGAGCAGUCGCAACUGCUGGACAUGGAUGUGGAGGAAGAUGAGGAAGAAGAAGAAGAAGAAGAGGAAGACAUUCUCGCCUCAUACCAGGAGGAGGAUGACGAGCACCAGCAACCACAGCACCAGCAGCCGAGUGCGGGUGAGAUGGGAAGUGGUGCCGGCAAGCGAACAGCAGCAGAAGAAGGAGAAGAGGAGGACCUGGGGGACCUGGGGGAUGGAGCAGCGCACCACAGGCAACACCAAGACCACCAGCACCAGCAAGAGCAGCACGACAGUGAUGUGCAGAUGGUGAUUGAUUCCCCUCGGGAUGAGGAAGAUGGGGAGGAGGAGGAGCAGGAGGAAGACACGGAGCAGCACACUGAGCAUGUGGAGAAUGGCGGAGAAGACACGCAAGACGACGACGAAGCAGACGAAAGAGACGAAAGAGAUGGAGAGGCAGAGGAUGGGCAAACCCAUGCCAAGACCACAGACGGCCACGUGAUGGGCCUGAAAACAGCCAUCAAGCAGGUGAGGCAGCGUGCCAGGAAAACGGUGACGAUAGGCAGCGUCUCUGUAGUGCUGCCGGAAGACACCAGCGGGCCAGACGAGGAAGAUGGCGAGGAGGAGGAUGAGGACGAAAUGGAGGAGGUCGGUGAGAGUGGACGCUUGAUGGGCGAGAAGCGAGGCAUGGAGAACGGCGGCGUGGUAAUGGUGGUGGGUGGCGAGCAAGAGCAGGGGCAAGAGGACCCUCGACGAGGCAACGAAGGUGGAUGUGUAGGGGACGAGGACGACUAUGACAGCAUGCUGUCGCAGAAGGCGGAUGACCAAGUGUUGACGGGGCAAGUCAUUGACCAUCUCAAGGGCAUCUUUGAUCAGCAGCGGUCCACGGAACAGCGCCUGCGGCAGGAGCGCAACGCCGCCCGCACGCACGUGCGCCAACUCAAGGCGGCGCUGGCCAAAGCAACCGCUGCCGCCAACAGCAAACUGGCCCCGUCCAGCCCCCAAAGCCUGCUCCAACUCCUCCACAACCUCGCCAAGCGCGUGCGUACGCACGCCGUGCAUAUUGCCACCACCUCCACAACGAAAACCACAACCACGACCACAACAACGGCAACAACGACAACCACAACUGCAACUCCCGCUUGUGCGUCGGGAGCGCCACGUGCACAAGCGAAUGGUGGCAGCAGCGUUGCUGACGGCAAGCUGACGAGGCAAAACAACACCAGCAACACCAAGAUGGUGGAUGAGGUACAGCUGCAGGAGGAGCUGGACACCACGCUCAAGUGCCUGGAUACCGCUGGCAGCGAACUGCGGCAGCUGACGCACACGACCACGGCGCUGUUCAAGGCCGUCACCGCCAACAGCGACAGCGCGGCGUGGCUGGAGGAGCACCACCCGCACACCAUGCAGCGCACAGGCACCGCCCAUGCAUGCAUGCAGGCAACGUGCGAUGUCGUUCCCGUCGGCACACAAACGGAUGCGCGCGACUUGCCGCUCCCGCCCGCCAUCCAGCAGGCCCUCGCCACUCUCAAGGCAAGCGCAGCAAAGGAGGCCACAGCCACUGCAGCUGCCACUAUCGGCACGGGCGAGGUGGACGGCGUUGUUGCGCGUGCGGUGGAGGAACUGAAACGCCUGCGCACGUCAAACCGCACAGCAGAGGAGCAGGUGCAGGCGCUCAAGGCACAGCUGGCCGGUGUGCAGAGCGCCCUUGAUGAGGAGAAGCAGCAUGUGAGCCGCGCACGGCAGCAGGCGGAGGCCACGAAAGCAGAGCACGCAGCCGCCAUCACGGCACUGACGCACCAGCACGAGCAGGCCGUGGCCGCGUUGAAACAGGAGCACAACGCAGCCGUGCAGCGUGCGGAGCGAGACAUGCGGGACAGCCUGGCGAAGGAGCACGCUGCAGAGGUUGACCAGCUGCGCACCGCCCACGCAAGCGCGCUCGAGGCGGCACAGCAGGCGGCAGCAGCGGCGGCCAGGGAGGAAGCGGCAGCACGGCUGGACGCACUCACAGCGACACACAAGGAGGAGGUUGCACGCGUGCGACGUGAGCAUGACGAGCACAUUCGCGCCAUUCGCCAGCACGUUCACGCCAUCGCCACCACCCUCGGUGUCGACACCACGACGAACAACAACAGCGUCAGCAACAGCAACAGCAAAGGCGAUAGCAACGGCGAGACCGCGGAUGCCACACACGCCACAACCGUCGACAGCGGUGACAACAAGCAGGGCGGUGUGCUGGCUGUGCUGGGGGCGUGUGCGCGGGCCGCGUGCCAGGCGAUGGCGGCAAAGAAGGAAAAGGCGUCGCUGGUGGACGACCUGCGGGCACAGGUGCAGGCAGCGGCAGCGCAGUCACGCGAGCUCAGCGCUGCUGUGGCGACAGCCACCACCCGCAGCGAGCGGCUGGAGGGCGAAGUGACGCGGCUCACCGACGCCCUGGCCAGGGCGCAGACGGAGGCGGAGGAGGCGUGCGCGCAGCAGCGGGUGAGCGAGCACUCGCUAAUCGCGCUGGAGACGGAGAAGGGCGAGCUGGAGGAGAGGAUGGCCAGUGUGCGGGCGGCGUUGAAGGAUGCGGCGGCAGAGGUGGCGGAGCUGCGACGGGCGCGGGACGACGCAGAGAAGCGGGCGACGCUGCUCUCCAUGCUGCAACAUCAAGGCCCAACCGCCCUUGAUGACGACCAAGCGCAGGGCAGCAGUGGCGGUGGUCGCGCCAAUCGUGGGGACGCUACCAAGGCACCCGCUGUUGUUGCUGCUGGUACUGGUGAUGAUCAUACACAUGAUCGAAGCAACAACAACAACAAUAACAACAACAACAACAACAACAACAACAACAACAACAACAACAACAACAACAACAACAACGAUGACGAUGACGACUUUCAAACUGAUGCCUCCACGCACACACGAUCAUCCAAGCCAAAACACAGGCAGCACACCACCACCACAACCAACUCAGCCACCAACACCAAGACCAGCUGCAGCAAGCCAUCUGUGUGGGCUGAUCUGCCCAACACAGAAGCAACAGCAGCACCGGCACCAACAACAGCGGCAACAGCAGGCGCCCGUGAUGAGCAGAAUGAAGGUGACGGCAACGGUGAGCAGGCCAAGAAGCGAGCGAAGAUUGAGCAGGACUCGCACGAGCUGGAGAACAUGGUCACGUCCGAAGAGGACAGCAUGCCACAGCACGACAACAACACCGACAGCAUCAACACCAACGAUGAUGGUGGUGGUGGUGGUAGUGGUGGUGGCGGGGGUGGCAGUGGCGAAGAUGGGCAGGACAGCAGCGGCGGCAGCAGCAGCAGCGGAGGCCACGACAUGGACAUGGGCCUGGACACGCAGGCAAAGCGGGCCACCCCGAGCAAGCGCCUCAAGCGCUUUGGCACCGAGGACAUUUUGGCGCAGGAGAGGCGGGGCCGCCGCACCGGUCGUGGUGAUGAUGGUGAUGAUGGUGAUGAUGGUGAUGGUGGUGAUGGUGUUGUUGAUGGUGAGCACAACCACAACGACAGCCACGCCGACAGCGUGGGUGACGAUGGUGAAGGCGGUGAUGUCGACGGUGGUGGUGAUGGGUCGUGUUCACCAUCGCCUCCGGGCCCGAAGACGCGACGACGAGCGGCAGCAGCAAAAGAGCGGCGGCGGUCGCGAUCACCGCGGCGGCGCAGCAGAAGAGGAAGCAGCGAUGCACGCAGACACAGGGAGGGUGAGCGCAAUGAGCAGGAGGGACAGGAGGAGGAGAAAGAGGCCGAGAAGAAGAAAGGGAAGGACAAGGGGAAGGAGGAGGACAAGGGGGCGCAACAACGGCAGGAGCAGCAACGGCAGGAGGCGCAGUUGGGGGAAGAGCAAGAACGGCAGCAGAGGGCGGGGUCAGCAGCAGGCAAGAUGGACGUGCGUGGCAGCAAGAGCCGCAAGGCAGCAAGCAAACCUGCUGCCACCGCCAGCAAAGCGCAGGACAGCGAGACCAUUGUGGUGCUGGAUGAUGACGAGGAUGAAGACGACAGUGGUGCAAACAACAACAGCAGCGAGAAGGCUCUCAAGCACAAGGCUGCAGCUGUGCAGCAAAACAAGCAGAAGCAGAAGCAGCAGAGGGCAGUGUGCGUGUGCUUGAGCGGCUUCCGCCCAAAGCUGGCCGGGUACACAAACGACGACAAGCUGCGGCUCGUGGACUACGCCAAGCAGCUCGGCGCGCGCGUGCACGGCGGCGCAAACUUCAGUGACGACAUCACGCACGUGGUGGCGCCGCAGUCGUGCCGCACGCUCAAGGUGCUUGCAGCCACGCUGGAAGGGCGCUGGCUGGUGUCCAGCGCAUGGCUGGUUGACUCGUUCAAGGCGGGCAGGCUGCUGCCCGAGGACGGGUACGGAGAGUCGUUUGCGUCUCGCCCGUUUGCCAACAAGCGCUUUGUGUUUUCGCCCGGCUUUGCGCGCGCUCGCGCAGAGAAGCAGAACAACGCGCGUGCGCUCGUGGAGACGUACGGACAUGGCACGCUGCUGCCAGGCACCUGCCCGCCCGCAAAGCAAGCUGAACAGCAGCAGCUGCUGCUGCAGGGAGGUGGUGGGGAUGGUGUGUCUGCGGAUGAUGUGGACUUUGUGCUCGUGUCGUCCUCGGAGGCAUCGACGUCAACAAAGGCGCGGGCAAAGCUGCAGGCGGGCAGCACAACCGCCACCAGCGAAAGCAAAACUACAGCGGGGACAAAGGCGGUGGCUGAUCCGCUCGCUGGCAUUUCAAAGGACAAGACGCUGACGUGGCAGCAGUUUCUUGAUUGCAUCCCUGCCAUUGGCGCGCACAACGCCACGCGCACAGAGACGACGACAACCGAGGCGGUCAAAGGCGAGAGCGCAAGCGGUCCUGUCGGUGGUGAUGGCGACAAGAUGGAGAUUAACCAAGACGGCCCUGAACGGAAGAGGAAGCAGCAGAGCAAGCAGGACAAGCAGAGCAAGCAGGACAAGCAGAGCAAGCAGGAGCAGAUUCACGGUGAUGGUGAUGGCGGCGAUGAUGAUCACGACGAGAGCGGUGAACGCGGUGGUGGAGGUGGUGGGGAUGAGCAAGGGCAACAGCAGCAGCAGCAGCAGCAGUCGUCUCGUACAAUGCACGCAAGCAUUUCUGAGGAGGAUGAGGUGCGGUUGUCGCCACCGCGAACGCGAGCAGCGGCACAUGCGGCUGCAGCCAUGAGGACGCCCUCGCCCAAACAGCGCCGACAGCGCAGCGCGGCAACAGGCUCCAAGAGCGCGUCUGCGCAGGCAAGUCCCCUCGCAGCAGCAGUACCAUCGCCGGACGUGUCUGUGUCGUCGCCGCACUCCUCGGCCAAGAAGGGCAAGCUCUCCCUCUCGCGCCGGCGCAAGACGCGCCAGAGCGGAAGCAAGCGCCUGUGA
Messenger RNA from Salpingoeca rosetta, 5676 nucleotides. RefSeq lists its product as uncharacterized. The record is from RefSeq and is a predicted model, not a curated record. Bases 304 to 5676 code for a protein of 1790 amino acids. NCBI's taxonomy places the organism in Eukaryota, Choanoflagellata, Craspedida, Salpingoecidae. The transcript has 4 exons.